ACACGAGUUUAUUAGUAACCCCGUACAUCACAAUCAAAACAAACUUUGACAUCCAGACCCAGUACGUGUCACUAUUGCCAACAUGGCCAGUUGGGGAGGUGCUGAGGAGCAAGAACUUGACACCCGUAAUCAACAGCGAGCAUUUGCACUUGCAGGAAAAGUAUCAGCACUACGAGGGCUUGCACUUGACAUUGAGAAUGAAGCUUAUGAACACAACAGACUUCUUGAUGGGGUGGGCAAUGACUUCUCAGGAAGUGAAGGACUCAUGUCAGGCAGCAUCACCAGAGUCAAGAAUCUCCUUUCAUCCAGCCGCCAGAACCGUAAGGUUAUGUGUUACAUGGCAGGCUUUGUUGUGGUUUUUCUUUUUCUGUUUUGGUACUUGAUUUCAAAGGCAUUUUCUAGUACAUAGAUUUAUAGCAUAGAGUAUGUUGUGGUACAUAUUAGUGAUUAAUUUUAUUUAACCAUCAAUGUCAUCAUACAUAUUUGUGAUUUGUUUUAUUCAACUAUCAAUGACAUCACAAGGUCUGGGAAAUCUGUGCAACCAUUUUUCUACAAGUGAACUAAAAAAAUUGGUGUAGUGAAGGCUGCAUUAUUUAGAGAUAUAUAUAUAGAUUAUCAUUCUCAACUUUUCCUGAGGAAGUUUCACUUUGAAAUACAUCAUGUAGGACAGCAAACAUGUGGAUCUGUAGUUUCAUGUAUUUUAGAUUGCUUACAAAGUUGAAAUUAUUUGAUAUUUGAAAUAUACUUAUGAUUUUUAUGUCUUACUAUUUGUAAUCCUAAUGAUGGUGCUAAUAUGAAAGAAGAAUAUUUGCUUUUUCUAAUAGUAUUGUAUGUAUUUUACCUGUGAAUCUUGCUCAACAGCUAAAAGUUAAUGUAAUACAUACACAUUAAAUGACUUAAGCAUGUAAUGCAGGCAAAUAAUGCUUUUCAUAAUGGCAGCUUUUGAGGUCUUUGGCAUUUGUACACAGUGAUUCCUUACCUCGUAAAAUUACUUUAUUAAUAGGAAGCACAUACAUAAAUUGCAAAGUAUGGUUAAUGGCCUAGAGCUCUACUGAUGAACAACAAUAUCUUCCGAUUAAAUUAUAGUGUGAUUUUAAGUUUCUUGAAAUUCUAGAGAUUUAUAUAAAGAUACAUAAUUAAUUGGCCAAAUGGUACAAGGGUGAGUGUACUUAGCUCAGCCAAAAGGACCAGGACACAUAAGCCAGGCAAGGCACUCUGGAUUUAAUUUCCUUUCAUAUUGAAGACUCCACUAACACACCUUCAGCCACCAUGACUUAUCUGGAUAAUCUUUUUUAUCUUGCAGUGGAAUCACAUAAAUUGAUAAUGAUGAGGAUGAAAUCAGUAAUCAUCCCAGAAAACAUGCCAUAUUUAUGGAUAUAUAAUUCACAGGCUAAAGAGUCUUCCUCUGUUCAUGGGGAAACAUUUUAAUAUUUCCUUCUUAGUACAAGACAGUGUUGUACAGUCAUACACAUAACAUUAGAUUUAUUUUGAAGAUGGUACUGAAAUACUUUUAAGAAUAUUUUUAGACCAUGCUUUUUGAUAUAUACAUUAUUAUUGGUGUUAUUCCCACUAACUUGCAGGCCUCAGUUCAAUGAUUAGUGAAGCUGAACCUGGAUCUGAAAUGGUAAUUUUAUGUAUAGGAUAUAUAUGUACAUAUGACCUUGAGAGGCAAAGAUAAGAAGCAUGGAAGGUGAGACAGAAGAGGGGUGCAAGGGAGAAAGGUGCUUGUAUGAUGAAAGUAUAUUGAUCUUGGAAGUCAGGAAGGGAUUUGCAUGCAAAUGAGAUUUAGACAAGAAGAAUUCAAGUAGUUAAAGUUAAUUUCUGGAGAGGUCCUUGUGUUGUGUGAAAAUGGAUAAUGAAAAAAAAUGUGCAUAAAACAUAUCGUAUGUCAAGGAAGGGUGAAAGAACAAAAUGUGAGGUGAUUGAGGUGGGGAGAAUACUGAGCAUAGCAUCUUAAUAAAGUGGUUUGGCCAAAUCAGAAGAUUUGCAGAAAGUGAGAUUUCAAAUUAUAUAUGAAUAUGGAAGUGUUAUAGUAAACAACUUGUAGUCAGAUGGGAAGACUAAAUGCUGAAAUAUGUCAGAAAAAAAAUAUAGAAAGAGAAUAUGAUUAGAACAUACAAGGAGGGAAUGGCAGGAAAGGAAUGGUUGGAAACUUCCCUUUUGGAGCUCACAGGAACAGGCAUCAGAUAGAUAUACAUAGAUAGAUCUGCAAUGAUGUUAAUUAAGACUUCAUACCAGGAAAGAAAUUAUAACUACUUGUUAUAAGUAUUUCACAGUCAUGCAUCAGGAGUAGAGGAGUGGACAGGACUAUACACCUCUCAUGACAGAUGUUUUUACUGCUAUAGCUUAGUAUACACACCUGUGAAAAUCUUUGGAUAUUUUUCCCUGUGAAUAUGAACACUAAAAUUGCUCACUACAUUCCCUACAUGUAGUAUUUGUAAAAUAGAUUUAUAAAAUUUUUAUAUUUUGCAGUUGGAAAGUGUCAUGUGAAUGAUCCAAUAUCAGAAAUAUUUUCUAUCAUGCAAACAUGUACAUUAGGAGACAGCAAUAACUGACAUGAAUGUGUGAAUGUAAACAACUAUAUAUUAUAACAUUUGUUGAAAUAUAGAAUUUCCAUUAU
Molecule: messenger RNA, 2620 nt
Organism: Scylla paramamosain (green mud crab)
Lineage: Eukaryota; Metazoa; Arthropoda; Malacostraca; Decapoda; Portunidae
Product: BET1-like protein
Exons: 3
Coding region: 83-409 (108 amino acids)
Biological process (GO): regulation of retrograde vesicle-mediated transport, Golgi to ER; retrograde transport, endosome to Golgi
Cellular component (GO): SNARE complex
Molecular function (GO): SNAP receptor activity
Source: RefSeq, a predicted model, not a curated record